Penicillium odoratum is the source of this 690-nucleotide messenger RNA. RefSeq names its product DsbA family oxidoreductase. The transcript has 2 exons. The record is from RefSeq and is a predicted model, not a curated record. Lineage: Eukaryota; Fungi; Ascomycota; Eurotiomycetes; Eurotiales; Aspergillaceae. The coding region runs from base 1 to 690 and encodes 229 amino acids. Gene Ontology annotation, molecular function: oxidoreductase activity.
AUGACAAAUUUCAAGAUCCAAAUCAUCUCCGACAGCGUCUGUCCCUGGUGCUAUGUCGGCUACCGACGCCUUUCCCGCGCAAUUAACAUCCACAAAGCCAACAACCCAGCUGACACAUUCACUCUCAACUGGCGCGCAUUCUACCUAAACCCAAACUCACCAAUAUUCCCUGGUAUCAACAAGAAAGACUGGUACGUGGAGAAGUUCGGGGCAGAGCGCUUCAAGGCUAUGUUCGCACGACUAUCAGCCGCGGGCGAGGCCGAUGGGAUUGCAUUUAAUUUUGGAGGGAAUACGGGAUCGACGCGGGAUUCCCAUCGUGUUAUUUGGUAUGCUGGUGAAGAGGAGCUUAAAGGUACUCAAGCAGCAGGUACAGGGACGGGUGUUGGCGGAUUGCAGACCCGGGUCGUGGAGAACCUGUUCCGAGCUUACUUUGAGGAGGAGAAGAAUAUUACGGAUGUGAAGAUUUUAAUUGAGGCGGCUGUUCAAGCUGGGCUGGAUGGUGGGGAGGUUACUAAGUUGCUUGAGUCUGGUGAUGGGGCGGAGCAUGUUGAUGCGGAGGCGUUCGCGGCGUCUAGGAGGUUGGUCUCUGGGGUUCCGCAUUUUACAGUGCAGGGGAAAUAUGUGGUUGAAGGGGCGGAUGAACCAGAGACAUUCUUGAAUAUUUUUGAGCAAGUGAAGCAGGAUGAGUAA